Cyprinus carpio (common carp) is the source of this 3182-nucleotide messenger RNA. RefSeq lists its product as uncharacterized. The record is from RefSeq and is a predicted model, not a curated record. NCBI's taxonomy places the organism in Eukaryota, Metazoa, Chordata, Actinopteri, Cypriniformes, Cyprinidae. Gene Ontology annotation, cellular component: plasma membrane. Gene Ontology annotation, biological process: neuron projection development.
AACAGGUAAGAGACUCUAGGGAAGAGACAGGGAACAAAAGUGCCCUUUGGAACAGCCAUGACUCACGCUUGAAGGACUAUCUUUCAUAAGAGAAAGUUCUGAGUCCCAUUAAAGGACACCUAAGACAGGCACAAAAAACUCACCCAGGACCACCAAAGCAAUGAUCUCAGUUAUGCCAGAUGCAUGAAGUGGCAUCAACGCCAGCGUUUUAACCACUGCUGCACCUCCUCAUCUCCAUAUUCUCCUCCUCCUCUCAGUAUCCAAUUUCCUUCAGCCCUCCACCACAUCACACAUGAAGUCUUUCCCCACAACACCCACACAAACACAGGCACACACAUUCCUGCUUCAUUCUCUCUCUUGUACACACACGCACACACAUGCGCGUGCUCACACACACCCUCCUGCCUUGGGAUUUGAAGAUGUGACUGAGGCUGGUUUGUAAUCAGAUGAAAGACGAGUAUAAUCCCGAAGCUCCCUCCAUCUUUUUCACUGCUGGAGUGGAGAUGCUGAAGGAGAGGACAAGGGCCAGGAUGGGUGAUGUGUGACGGAGAGAUCUGUGCUGACGGAUCCUGCCUUUAUAAGGACCUGGACUGACGCUGCAGUAUUCGGAGUCUGGGAUGACCGCAGAGAUCAUUGAAGAGAGGGUGGACGGGUAAAGACAGGGAGAGGACAUCAUAGAGAGCUUCAUCUGUGACUGGGACACAAGAUCCAGCAGAUAUCCAAUGGCAGAGGCUGGGCAAACUGUGUCACUCCCACCAGGGGGCAAAAUCCCCUCAGACCCUGUUGUCACAGUUAAGUACAGUUCAGCAGAGGUGAAGCCUGAAGAUGUAUCCCCGAAAAGCUCCAAUGAAGUAUCAUACACCCCAAAAGACCGCAACAGCAGCCAGAUUGAUCAACACGAUACAAGUGUUCACUGUAUUUCUGAGACUGACGUGUCUGACGGUGUGUGUUUACAGCCAGUGAGCCAUCAGAAUAAACACACAUGUAGCGGUUCACUGACAGUGCACAGGGAACAUGUCUUAUCUCCUCACAAGGUCCUACAAGACCACAGUCUCUUAUCAAUACAAAGAAGCCACUCAGACAGCUUGCAGAUUUUUAAAGAGGCGACAGAUUCUCCUCUCUACUGUGAAACGGGUGCGUCUUUUUGCCAAGGACGAGACCAGGAUGUUUGUGCGCAGUCGUUUCCUUCUUUAGUGUGUAAACAGGCCAUGCCACUUCAGCAGAACAAUACGAUGACCACAUCCACUAGAGCAGGAAGCAGCGGAUCGGGCAGCCCAAGUCAACCAGCCAAACAUGGCUUCAUUCAGAUCUGUGAAGUCAUUCCAGAAGCCACCUGCCCCAGAUUCGAAGAAUCUGUUUGUUGUAACUCACACUUCCACCAUGGAGCCAUUGAGGACACUUUUGCAGCAUACUGCCACCCACAACCAAUUCCUGCCCCGGCCCAGCUGCUUCCACACUUGGUAGGAAUGGAGAACUACAAGGGCCAAGUAUCAGCAGGCAACCUGCUCGCUCUCCCUCGGCUCAUCUCUUCUGUCAGCGAGACCGGAUUGGACGGUAAGCGACUCCUCCGCUGCUGCAAUCCAGACUGCUCUUGGCCUGCUCCGUUGCAUCCAGUUGGCGCCCAACAGCAGGUGGAUGAAUCGUCCAAGAGGGAAGCAGGGACCAUGACCACAGAAAAAGAACUGAGAGAUGUAGGAGUGCAAGUAGGUCAGGACUCUGAGGAACAGCCCCAGCACGUGUUCCCCGAAGUGUGCCUGGCUGAGGAGAAGACGAAUGCGAGUGGCAAAGCGGCGUCAAAGAGUCAAAAGUCUCCUGUGAAGGAGGUGAAAUGGGAUGCGGAGGGCAUGACCUGGGAGGUGUAUGGAGCCUCGGUCGAUCCUGAGGAACUCGGCCUUGCAAUUCAGAAACAUCUAGAGAUACAGAUCAAGGAAACUAAGGGAAUAGCAGCAAAGCUCACGCGCCAGAACACGACAACAUCCCAGCACAGCUCAGGAUUGACCCGGAGGAGAAAAAAGGGGUUGUUGGGGUUUCUGCGCCACCCGGGCUGUUGUUCUCGCACCACCGGUGCAGUGGACUAAACAACCCCUAACAGACAUUUCAAAUACUCUUGGGUAUAAAUUUGACAGCCAAGUUAAGAUUAAAAAUAGGGAAUUUUUGAGCAACUGUAUUUUCUUUAAGUCCUUAUAUAUCAGAUAAAUCAUGUCUUCCUUUAAUUUUGAACACCUCAUUUAAAUGCUGUAGUAGUUUGCUCCUUAGAUUUAAGAGCUUUUUAUAAUAUAGAGAAAGAUUGUGGGAUAUUUUAUAAUAGUUAACUGCUCUUUGGUUUAUGUUUUCCCAUCAGCAAAGCAUAAUGAUUAUGACCAAGUUCCUGCCUUGAAUUAUUCUAUGUGGAAAUGUAAUUUAAUGAAAAACUUUUAUUGUUUAAAUCUGUGGAAGCACUGUGAUGGAGGUAAGAGAAUACAGUAACUGUGGCGCUACCUGCUGGUCAAAGCAUGAUAGUAAGACACAUGUGUAAAUGCUUUUAAAAGUAAAACACUAUUUACAAUACACUACCCUUUAAAAGGUUGAGGUUUUCAGAACUUAUUUUAAUAUGUGAUUUGGUGCUCAAGAAAUAUAUCUAUGUUUAAAAAAAUCAUUGUGCUGUUUAAUCGUUGUCAGGCUUCUUUCAUGAAAAGAAAGGUCAAAAGAACAACAUUUAUUUGAAAUAGAAAUCUUUUGUAACAUUAGAUGUCUUUACUGUCACUUUUGACAUCCUAUCUAAAUAAAAGCAUACAUAUAUGACCCCAAAUCUUGACCCCAAACUUUCAAAUAAUAGUGUACAUUAAUAUUGAAUAAUAAUAUCAAUAAAAUGUAAAUAGUAAGAUAUUAGAUAUAACAGGUGAGCUAAUUAUUUUAGUCCUUAUUUGUCAGUACAUUUCCAAAAAUAUACAUAGUUCUGAAUAAUUUAAGUUCCAAUCGAUUUCACAUUUAAUGAGAAAAUUAGCACUGGAUUUAUUACAGCAUGACAGCUAACAAAGAAUACAGAUUAUACAGUAUUCAGAGUAACACAUUUUGACACUUGGAAGUAGAAUAUGGUUUGUUCAGUUAUUUGUCAAAGCAAAUUAAAUGUGUCACCAGCGGCAUUGUUUUCAUCUUUGAAUUCUGUAACAAAUAAAAGCAACAUGGCACUUAAUUGAAAACAA